AUGAUCACAGUCAACCCCGAUGGGAAGAUAAUGGUCAGAAGAUGCCUGGUCACCCUGAGACCCUUUCGGCUCUUUGUCCUGGGCAUCGGCUUCUUCACUCUCUGCUUCCUGAUGACGUCUUUGGGGGGCCAGUUCUCCGCCCGGCGCCUGGGGGACUCACCCUUCACCAUCCGCACAGAAGUGCCAGGUGGCUCCGAAUCCCGUGGCGCCCUCCGCAAGAUGAGUGACCUGCUGGAGCUGAUGGUGAAGCGGAUGGACAUGCUGGCCAGGCUGGAGAACAGCAGCGAGCUGCACCGCACUGCCAGUGUGGCACACUUAGCUGCAGACAGGCUCACCCCUGGAGCUGGCCUCAUUGAGAGGAUCCAGGCCAUUGCCCAGAAUGUGUCUGACAUCGCAGUGAAGGUGGACCAGAUCCUACGCCACAGCCUGAUUCUGCACAGCAAGGUAUCUGAAGGUCGGAGGGACCAGUGUGAAGCACCCAGCGACCCCAAGUUUCCUGACUGCUCAGGGAAAGUGGAGUGGAUGCGUGCCCGCUGGACCUCGGACCCCUGCUAUGCCUUCUUUGGAGUGGAUGGCACCGAGUGCUCCUUCCUCAUCUACCUCAGUGAGGUUGAGUGGUUCUGCCCCCCGCUGCCCUGGAGGAACCAGACAGCUUCCCGGAGAGCCCCCAAGGCCCUUCCCAAAGUCCAGGCAGUGUUCCGGAGCAACCUGUCACACCUCCUGGAGCUGAUGGGCAGUGGGAAGGAGUCCCUCAUCUUCAUGAAGAAGCGAACCAGGCGGUUCACUGCCCAGUGGACCAAGGCUGCCAAGCACCUGGCGCAGAAGCUGGGGGACACCCGGAGGGACCAGAAACAGAUCCUUGUCCACAUCGGCUUCCUGACAGAGGAAUCUGGGGACGUGUUCAGCCCACGGGUGCUGAAGGGCGGGCCUCUGGGGGAGAUGGUGCAGUGGGCCGACAUUCUGGCCGCUCUCUAUGUGCUGGGCCACAGUCUGCGGAUCACAGUGUCCCUGAAGGAGCUGCAGAGUAACUUAGGGGUGCCGCCAGGCCGGGGGAACUGCCCGCUCACCGUGCCUCUGCCCUUUGACCUCAUCUACACGGACUAUCAUGGCCUUCAGCAGAUGAAACAGCACAUGGGCUUGUCCUUCAAGAAGUACCGGUGCAGAAUUCGAGUCAUCGACACUUUUGGGACAGAGCCAGCAUACAACCACGAGGAGUAUGCCACACUACACGGCUACCGGACCAACUGGGGUUACUGGAACCUUAACCCCAAGCAGUUCAUGACCAUGUUCCCUCACACUCCAGAUAACUCCUUCAUGGGCUUCGUGUCCGAGGAGCUCAAUGAGACGGAGAAGCAGCUUAUCAAAGACAGCAAGGCCAGCAACAUGGCGGUGGUGUAUGGCAAGGAGGCGAGUAUCUGGAAGCUCCAGGGCAAGGAGAAGUUCCUGGCCAUCCUGAACAAGUACAUGGAGAUCCAUGGCACCGUGUACUAUGAGAGCCAGCGGCCCCCCGAGGUCCCUGCCUUUGUGAAGAACCAUGGCCUCCUGCCACAGCCUGAGUUCCAGCAACUGCUGCGUAAGGCCAAGCUCUUUAUAGGGUUCGGAUUUCCCUACGAGGGUCCAGCACCCCUGGAGGCCAUCGCCAACGGCUGCAUCUUCCUUCAGUCUCGCUUCAGCCCACCCCACAGCUCGCUCAACCACGAGUUCUUCCGGGGCAAGCCCACCUCCAGGGAGGUGUUCUCCCAGCAUCCCUACGCAGAGAACUUCAUCGGCAAGCCUCACGUGUGGACUGUCGACUUUAACAACUCGGAGGAGUUUGAAGCGGCCGUCAAGGCCAUCAUGAACACCCAGGUAGACCCUUACCUGCCCUAUGAAUAUACGUGUACAGGGAUGCUGGAACGGAUCCAUGCCUACAUCCAACACCAGGACUUCUGUGCGGGCCCAAGCCCGGUUCCACCAGGAGCCCACACCUCCCAGAGUCCCUUUGUCUUAGCUCCUAACGCCACUCAUCUCGAGUGGGCCCAGAAUAUCAGCUCAGUUGCGGGAGCCUGGCCCCCUACCCACUCUCUACGGGCCUGGCUGGCGGCCCCUGGGAGGGCCUGCACCGACGCCUGCCUGGACCAUGGGCUGGUCUGCGAGCCUUCGUUCUUCCCCUAUCUCAACAGCCAAGAUGCAUUCCUCAAGCUGCAGGUGCCCUGUGACAGCACAGAGUGGGAGAUGCAUCACUUGUACCCCGCCUUUGCCCAACCCGGCCAAGAGUGCUACCUACAGAAAGAGCCGCUGCUCUUCAGCUGUGCCGGCGCCAGCACCAAGUACCAGAGGCUCUGCCCGUGCCGUGACUUCCUCAAGGGCCAGGUGGCCCUGUGCCAGGGCUGCCUGUGA
Alexandromys fortis (reed vole) is the source of this 2379-nucleotide messenger RNA. RefSeq names its product alpha-1,6-mannosylglycoprotein 6-beta-N-acetylglucosaminyltransferase B (gene Mgat5b). Gene Ontology annotation, cellular component: Golgi apparatus. Gene Ontology annotation, molecular function: alpha-1,6-mannosylglycoprotein 6-beta-N-acetylglucosaminyltransferase activity. The record is from RefSeq and is a predicted model, not a curated record. Bases 1 to 2379 code for a protein of 792 amino acids. Gene Ontology annotation, biological process: protein N-linked glycosylation. NCBI's taxonomy places the organism in Eukaryota, Metazoa, Chordata, Mammalia, Rodentia, Cricetidae. The transcript is spliced from 18 exons.